AUGGCUCCUCAACCAGACCUUUAUCCGGCCCUCCAUCGAGUUCGCGAUCUCGAAACUGCUGGAAUUGAGGACCUCCAACAGAUCAUUCAGACAUUCCCCGUCAUUGACAAUCAUGCGCACAACAUGCUGACGGAGGACAAUGCCUAUGGAAGCGCAGAAUAUCCGUUCGAGUGUAUCACCUCAGAAGCUCAGGGGCACGCCUUGUCCGAUCACGUCCACGCCAGUCUCGCCCACAUGCGUGGGAUAAAACACCUGGCCGAAUUCUAUCAAUGCCCUGCCACCCUCCCCGAUGUCAAGGCUGCCCGAUACGAAUGGGUGCGGAGAGACUACCCGGGGUUGAUCAAAAAAUGCUUGCAGGGAACACAUGCCAUUAUGAUGGACGAUGGCCUCUCUCCCGAGAUCAUACACUCCUUUAAGUGGCAUCGACAGUUUGUGCCCACCGUGUCCAGGAUAGUCCGAAUCGAAGCCAUCGCGUCAGAAUUGCUCGAGCACCUCGCCCACGCCGCGGGAUUCAUGAGAGUGGGACUCGAUGCCGACUGGGACAUCAGCCAGACGGAGAGCUUCCUGGUUCGUUUCAAUACCGUCUUCCGAAAUCAAAUCCGCACCUUGGCCAAUGACCCAGACGUGCGGGGCUUCAAGUCGGUCAUCUGCUAUCGCAGUGGACUCGAUAUCGGGCUCGAGAGCAGAAAGAACUUCCGCCCACACCAGUCGCUGACCGAAUCCGUUCUCCUGCAAUCCUUCCAUGAUUUCCUGCAGAAUGCUGUUCGCGACCACAAUUAUCGUAUCCAGCAGAAGGAGGUCAACGACUAUCUCGUCGUGGUGGUGUGUGAUGUACUCGAGAAGCUUGUAGAUACCGAUGGUGAAAAUCUACCCUUCCAAUUCCAUACCGGUCUGGGCGACACAGACAUUGAUCUGGUCAAGUCCAAUCCUGCAUAUAUGCAGCCGUUGAUCGAAGCUUUCCCUCAGGUCGACUUCGUCAUCCUACACUCGUCCUAUCCGUUCACACGAGAAGCCGGCUAUCUGGCAGCCAAUUACUCCAACGCAUGGCUUGACAUCGGUGAAGUCUUCCCCAUGCUCUCCAGAGAAGGUGAAGAGGCCGUAUUACGACAAGCGCUUGAAUUGACUCCCAGCUCCAAAAUCCUGUGGAGCACAGAUGGACACUUCUAUCCCGAAACCUACUGGCUAGCCAACAAGCAUUUCAGAGAAGCCCUUGAGAAACUUCUCACCUCAUAUAUCGCGGCCGGCGAUGUCAACGUCCCGCAAGCUAUCGAUAUGGCCGUCGAUAUCAUGUUCUGGAAUUCCAAUUUGCUGUACAAGCUCGACGAAGAACGCAAAUACCCCGAACUUCUUCGAGCGUGCGGCAGAGAAUCUGUCGACAGUGUACGCACUUUGGUCAAUGGAAGUUCCAAAGCUCCGUCUUUCAGAUCGUACGCUAGCACCGCCGUGGCCACCCCUGGAGGCUCAGCGGCACGACUGGGAGCUUUGAUGCCCGAGCCAGCCCUACCAGGAAACGGCGCCCCGCUCGCCCUUCGCUCCGGCAGUGCAAGUGCUCCCUCUGGUCCGAGCUCGACGGCGGUGUUCGCUCAGAAUGUCACCAUGUUUGAUGCAUUCUUGCAAACCAAUCCCGAUGUGAAGUACGUCUGGCUUCAGUUUCUGGAUUACACCGGCACCCUCCGGAAUCGCAUGCUUACAGUUCAACAAUUCCGAAAGCAUCUUUCUACGGGCAAAAAUACCUGUGUCGCGGCAGCGCUGACACGGAUGAUGCAAGACGACCAUUCAGCGACGGGGUGUUCACCCACGGGCCAAUUCCUUCUCGCUCCAGACCUAUCUACUCUGUCGUUAAACAAAGGAAUCUCCUCUCCGUCGGCCACCGUUCAAACUUGGUGGAUGGCUGACGCCGAACAGGUCCCCAAUGUGGAACACUAUGAUCGCUGUCCUCGCUGGCUCCUUCAAUCCCAGUGCAACACGCUCAAAUCCGAAUUCAACAUUUCCAUGCUCAUGGGCUUCGAACUGGAGAUUAUCUUCAUGAAGCCGAUCCCGAGCCCGGAUGGAUCUGAUUUUGACGACUUUGCCCCCUUGCACAUGGUCCACUCCUGGUCCAACAUGACUUAUCAACAGCUCGACAUGCUGCCGAUGAUUGAGGAAAUCGUUGGACACCUGACCGAACUCGACAUCCACCUCCCGCAAUUUCAUUCCGAAGCAGCACCAGGGCAAUGGGAAUUCCCUCUUCCCGCUUGCGAACCGGUCAAAGCCGUUGAUAUUCUUUUCAAGGCCAAAGACGUGAUUCGGAAUGUGGCCAAGAAGUACGGCCUCAAAGCAACCUGUUAUCCUCGACCCUUCUCCUUUACUUGCGGGAGCGCAAAUCAUGCCCACUUCAGCAUCAACGGGCCUGGUGACACGGUCGAGAAAUACGAAGCCCCGUUCCUCGCGGGUGUGUUAGAACAUCUUCCAGCUUUACUUGCCUUUACACUUCCAAUUGAAGAAUCUUACCAACGUGUCAACGCGGGAAUCUGGGCUGGUGGCGAGUAUGUAUGCUGGGGAACUCAGAACAAGGAAGUCCCCCUUCGGAAGUGCGGCCCUGGUCAUUUUGAGCUUAAGAGCAUCGACGGAAUGGGUAAUUCCUAUCUAUCCAUGGCAGCGCUGUUGGCAGCGGGUCUUCAUGGGCUCCGCCAAGACCUGAAGCUCGAGCUUAAGGAUUGUGCAGGUGACCCAACAGGGAUCGGGGAGGAAGAGAGGCAGAAAUUGGGUAUUACGACGCAAUUGCCCAACACUCUUGAGAAGAGUCUCAAGUGUCUGGAUCGGGAUAAGGUGUUGAGAAGAAGUCUAGGAUAUGCACUUGUUGAUGACUACUUGGCCGUGGCCGAGAGUGUCAUGGCCAAGUUGAGAGGCUUUGGAGAUCAAAAGAGACGUCUUUGGUUGAUGAGCCGGUACUAG
This is a messenger RNA of Rhinocladiella mackenziei CBS 650.93, 2934 nucleotides long. RefSeq lists its product as uncharacterized. The record is from RefSeq and is a predicted model, not a curated record. Lineage: Eukaryota; Fungi; Ascomycota; Eurotiomycetes; Chaetothyriales; Herpotrichiellaceae. Bases 1 to 2934 code for a protein of 977 amino acids. The transcript has a single exon. Gene Ontology annotation, molecular function: hydrolase activity; glutamine synthetase activity.